This is a messenger RNA of Paramecium sonneborni, 609 nucleotides long. NCBI's taxonomy places the organism in Eukaryota, Ciliophora, Oligohymenophorea, Peniculida, Parameciidae. The record is from the annotation of a GenBank genome assembly.
AUGAAUGAAUAAAUUGCAUAUUUAACAUUAUUAUUUGCAAAAUAUUAUAGGAUUUAGAAACUGUAUUAGAAGAAAAUGAAUCUAUAAAGAAAUGUUAAUCAAAUUUCACAACUCGAAAAAGUGAAGUUGAUAAUAGAUUCUCUGUUGGAUUAGAUGAUAAAUUAAUUAAAUGUUUUAAUUCAGUAUGCAGUAGAGUUAAAUAAGUAUUAUAAAUAAGAAUAAACAAAACAUGUUUAUUAAUAUGUUCAACAAUUGUAUCAUCAUUACUUUAACAUAAUUGUAACAGCACUUUAGAUAAUAUUCCUAUUUAUUCUACUCCAUAUCGAAAUUUCAAAAUAAUUAAAAGAUAAGAAAAACAAAUAAUUUAGAGAUCUCCAAUUCAGUGAAUGCAAAAUGAUAAUGUAUAUCUUUAAGAGAUGGAAAAAAAAUUAUAUUAAAAUUACAACUAUUUUAUCUAGUAUCCAGAGAGGUUUACAACAGGAUUAAGAAAUUCAAAUCUAAUCUUACCUCAAUGAACUUACCAAAACUGACCUAAUGAAAAGUAGAUUUUAUAUCAAAUCUAAAGAAAUCAUUUUUAGAGAAUAUUAAUUUUAUUUAAUGCCAUAAUGA